AUUGGCGCAAUGGAAGCCGAGCUAGGUCAAGCGUUGCUUUAAGCCGCGUAGCAGCAUGACGUUUUGGGCAUUCUUUCAAUGGCGAGAUAGAAGAGAGGAUGGAGGAGAUUCCCCAGCUAAGAAGGAUGAACAGGGAAAGCACAUAAUUAUCUGCUGAAAUGGAACAAUACCGGUUUUAAUGGUUAGAUGAGUAAUACGAAGAGGGCGUUUUAAGAGGAAGGUACAUUAAAACUGCUGUGUUACUACGUGUGCAGUCAGUCACACAGCAGGGAGGAAAGGGGGUCUUGUCUAUAAUGACAGAGAAAUCCGAGCAUUCUGGAGGUGCCUGGAUUCGGGAAACAAGAUUGCUUUAGAGAGACCCUUUAAGAAUAAGCGGUGAAACCGAAAAAGUUGGCUUUAUUGUUGAGAAUGGCUGGACGAAGCUGCAGAUCAUGGUUCAGUGUGCUUUUGGGGCUGGUGGUCGGGUUUACCCUGGCUUCCUUUGUAAUCUUGCCAAGGGCCACAGAGCUGAAGAACGCCGGACACAAGCGAGCGAGUACGGGCGGCUGCGGGCUGCAACGGGGUCUGCGCAGAGAGUACAGCGGCGCACAAGUUUGGCAACCGCAACAAGAUAACAGAUUGCUGUCAACAGACAAACCGGUGCCCAGAUCUAAGAAUUUCCUCUUUGUCGGCGUAAUGACAGCACAGAAGUAUCUGGAUAACCGGGUAGUAGCUGCUCAUAGGACCUGGGCUCAGACAAUCCCUGGCAAGGUGGUGUUUUUCUCCAGCGAAGGCUCAGACUUGUCCUUGCCCAUCCCCGUUGUAGCGCUGGAGCAUGUGGACGACUCAUACCCGCCCCAGAAGAAGUCCUUCAUGAUGAUCAAGUACAUGCAUGACCACUUCCUGAACCAGUACGAGUGGUUCAUGAGGGCAGACGACGACGUCUACAUCAAGAGCGACCGGCUGGAGAGCUUCCUGCGCAGCCUCAACAGCAGCGAGGCUCUCUUCCUGGGGCAGACUGGCAUGGGCGCCAGGGACGAGCUGGGGAAGCUGGCGCUCGAGCCGGGAGAGAACUUCUGCAUGGGUGGCCCGGGCGUGAUCAUGAGCAGAGAGGUGCUGCGGAGGAUGGUGCCCCACAUCAAGACCUGCCUGCAGGAGAUGUACACCACGCAUGAGGACGUGGAGGUGGGCCGCUGUGUCAGGAGGUUCGCAGGAGUGCAGUGCGCUUGGUCUUACGAGAUGCAGCAGUUGUUCUAUGAAAACUACGAACCCAACAAGAAAGGCUACAUCCGAGACCUGCACAACAGCAAGAUUCACCGAGCCAUGACUCUCCACCCGAACAAGAACCCGCCCUACCAGUACCGUCUUCACAGCUACAUGCUGAGCCGCAAGAUAUCCGAGCUUCGCCACCGCACCAUCCAGCUACACCGCGAGAUUGUCCAGAUGAGCAAAUACAGCAACACGGAGGUCCACAAGGAUGACCUGCAGCUGGGAAUCCCACCCUCCUUCAUGCGCUUUCACCCCCACCAGCGCGAGGACAUUCUGGAGUGGGAGUUCCUGACUGGGAAGUACAUUUAUUCAGCAGCAGACGGGCAGCCUCCCCGGAGAGGGAUGGACUCCUCUCAGAAGAUUGCCUUGGACGACAUUGUCAUGCAGGUUAUGGAAAUGAUCAAUGCCAACGCCAAGACCAGGGGAAGGGUCAUUGACUUCAAAGAGAUCCAGUAUGGCUACCGCCGAGUCAACCCUAUGUACGGAGCCGAGUACGUCUUGGAUCUGCUCCUGCUCUACAAAAAGCACAAGGGAAAGGCAAUGACUGUCCCGGUGAGGAGACAUGCCUACCUGCAGCAGACCUUCAGCAAGAUACAGUUUACAGAAGAGGAGGAGCUAGAUGCCAGAGAAUUGGCCAGCAGAAUCAACCAAGACUCCGGCUCCUUGUCAUUCCUCUCCAACUCCUUGAAGAUGUUGGUUCCUUUCAAACUUGGCGGCACGAACGCAGAGUACAAAGAGCCCAAAGAGACGAAAAUCAACAUUUUGGUCCCGCUUUCAGGGCGUUACGAAAUAUUUGUCAGAUUCAUGGCGAACUUUGAGAAAACUUGCCUUAUCCCGAAUCAGAAUGUCAAAUUGCUGCUUCUGCUUUUCAGCACAGACAAUACCGAAAAGAUGAAACAGGUCGAGUUGAUGAGAGAAUAUCAUAUGAAGUAUCCAAAGGCUGACAUGGAGAUCAAGUCAGUGUCUGGUCCCUUUUCCAGAGCCCUGGCUCUGGAAGUUGGCUCUUCCCGUUUUUCUAACGAGUCUUUGCUUUUCUACUGUGACGUAGACCUUUUGUUUACGGCAGACUUCAUAAAAAGAUGUAGAAGCAAUACAAUAUUAGGAGAGCAGUCCUAUUUCCCAAUCAUCUUUAGCCAGUACGAUCCAAAGGUUGUCUAUGCUGGAAAAGUCCAAAGUGACAACCAUUAUGUUUUCACUCUCAAAACUGGUUUGUGGAGGCACUAUGGGUUUGGCAUUACCUGUGUUUAUAAAGGUGACCUAGUUCAGGCUGGAGGCUUUGACGUCGGCAUCCAGGGAUGGGGUUUAGAAGAUGUGGACCUUUUUAACAAAUUUGUCCAAUCGGGCAUUAAAAUAUUUAGGAGCACGGACAUUGGUAUUGUGCAUGUUCACCAUGCGGUCAUAUGUGACCCCAAUCUUGAUCCAAAACAGUAUAAAAUGUGCUUGGGAUCCAAAGCCUCAUCGCAUGGGUCAACACAGCAGCUGGCUGAACUGUGGCUUGAAAAAAAUGACCCCAGCUUUCGGAGAGUCAGCAAUAAUAAUAAUGGAUCAGCGAAGACAUCAUGAACAAGCUUGACUGGUUUUUAACUACCUAAUUUAUUUUUACAAUAAAAAAAAAAAAAAAAAUGUUCUAACAAAGACAGACUUUUUCAAGAUGAGAUUUUUGAACAAAACAAACAAAAAAAAAAAAAAAACAGGUUUUUGUUUUCUUGUGGCUGAGCCUAAACCAAUGUAAAUGUGCAUUGUUUUUUUUUAAAGCAAUGGAAUGGGAACUAUGAACAAAUAGAGGGGUUAUGUUUUUAUACUUGUAUUCCUAGCAUAUUAAGAAUAUCCAGAAAGCUUAAAUAUUGAAGAUACUGUGACAGUAUUGUGCUAUCAGUGUCUAUCAAGAUUGUUCAAGUAAUGGAGACUACAGUACUUGUUGUGUUUGAAUGAUGUUCUGGACUCGGGAGUGUGUAUGUAAACUGGCUGUGAAACCUUUUUUUGUUUUAAUUGGGCAUAAAAAGUGGAUAAGUCUUGAAUUUUGCGCAAUGGUAUGAGGCUAAAUUUGUAAUGUUUAUGGUUUACAGGAAGGUGCAUGAAGACACAAAAUAAUUCACAGGGUUGAGAAUUGCAGAAAGAAAACCAUAAUAGCAAGCCAUAGAUUUGUGUGUGUUUUUUUCUUAAAAUUGAGAGUAACACUGAACAUGCUAUUUAAGUACUUUUUAAAUUUUAUGUUGUUCAUUUGAAGUACAUUUUUAAGAAAUGUUUUUCUUCCUCAGUCACCUGCUGGAUUUUAAAAUGUCUGCAUUAUUAAAUGCUGACUGUGUCUAAUUUAUUGAAUAUUCAUUCACUUUUUGUUUUCUGUUAUCAGAUCAUUGGUUUAUGUAUUGUUACUUGUGUAUUUUAGAAGGAUUUUAUGACCUUCGUUGUCAGUCACUCUUUCGGGUAGCCUACUUUUUUUUCUUUUUACUUUUUUCAGAGUAAAUUGAUUUCCAAAGUGUUUUUGCACAGUUGCUUCUUUGUUUGACUUUCUGCGUCUGUGCAUACCCUGCUAAUGAAGGUACAUAACCUCCAGAACAGGAUAUACUGCAGAUACACAGCAAACGGAGAAACAUACUGUACAACCUUGUGUAUGAAACACAGAGGAGUCUGACCAAGGGACUGGAGUCCAAAUACUCCAUAGCUGUCUGUGUGGAUUAGGACUAUUCUACAGUUUGUUUAUACAGUAAUCCACCUGACUGUGUUUAGUGUGUUUUCUGUGCUUUACACUUGGGUUUAUACAGUGAAGACCAAUCUCCCACCAUAGCCUUUUUUUUACUUCUAUAGGGCUUUUGUUUUCAAUAUGUUCAAACCUUGUUCCAAUGGGUAUGGUUUUAUAUUUAAGGAAUAAAAUUAUUUUACAAAACCACA
Messenger RNA from Polyodon spathula (Mississippi paddlefish), 4137 nucleotides. RefSeq names its product chondroitin sulfate synthase 1-like. The record is from RefSeq and is a predicted model, not a curated record. Gene Ontology annotation, molecular function: glucuronosyl-N-acetylgalactosaminyl-proteoglycan 4-beta-N-acetylgalactosaminyltransferase activity. Gene Ontology annotation, cellular component: Golgi cisterna membrane. The transcript has 3 exons. NCBI's taxonomy places the organism in Eukaryota, Metazoa, Chordata, Actinopteri, Acipenseriformes, Polyodontidae. The coding region runs from base 409 to 2811 and encodes 800 amino acids.